Messenger RNA from Phlebotomus argentipes, 1239 nucleotides. RefSeq names its product glucose dehydrogenase [FAD, quinone]-like. Gene Ontology annotation, molecular function: flavin adenine dinucleotide binding; oxidoreductase activity, acting on CH-OH group of donors. NCBI's taxonomy places the organism in Eukaryota, Metazoa, Arthropoda, Insecta, Diptera, Psychodidae. The transcript has 4 exons. The record is from RefSeq and is a predicted model, not a curated record. The coding region runs from base 1 to 1239 and encodes 412 amino acids.
AUGGUACAAUUGACUUCGAGCUGCCCAAACCUGAGCACAGGACCUGCGAAUCAAUACAUCUCUCUCCUCAUGAAAUAUCUCGCAUUAUCACAAUGUUCACUCUCGGCGCCAGAAUCUUGGCCACGCGAUUACGGAAAUAUUGCUAUGCGUUUCGAGGAGUACGACUUUAUCAUUGUUGGUGCAGGAUCUGCAGGAUCAGUUGUUGCGAAUCGCUUAAGCGAGAACCCAAAUUGGAAAAUACUUCUCCUCGAAGCAGGAGGAGAUCCGCCAAUAGAGUCAAUGGUACCUGGAUUUCAACCAGUACUCGUGAAAACGAAAUACGAUUGGGAAUACUAUAUAGAUCAAUCACGAAAUUAUAGCAUUCUCACAGGUUAUUGGCCCAGAGGAAAGAUGUUGGGAGGAUCGAGUUCGAUGAACGGAAUGCUUUAUGUGAGAGGAAACGAAGACGAUUACGAUAAUUGGGAAGCGCUCGGAAAUCCAACUUGGGGAUUCGCAAACGUCUUGGAAUAUUUCAAGAAAUCAGCGGCAAAUCACGAUCCGGAAAUCGCUGACGCUUUCGGAGGAUAUUAUCACUCAAAGGACGGUUUAUUAUCCGUCGAGCUAUUCAAGAAUAACGACACAUUUAAUCAAGACGUCAUACAAUCUGCACAAGAAAUGGGAUUCAAAUUCAUCUUAGAUCCUAACGCAAAUGAGCACAUUGGAUUCACAUUCUCGCAAGGAACCCUCAGAUCGGGAGUCAGAGACAGCACGGCGAAGGCUUUCUUGGUUCCUGCCAUGAAUCGUCCCAAUUUGCACAUCGUCAAGCACGCGCACGUCACGAAACUAGAGAUUGAUAAUAGAGGAGUCGUUUUAGGAGUGUCAAUGAAACUUCGAGGUCAAACUGAAUUGAAGGCUUCUGCGAAGAAGGAAGUGAUCUUAAGUGCCGGAGCAAUAAAUUCCCCGCAAAUUCUCAUGUUAUCCGGAAUCGGACCUGCCGCUCAUCUCCAAGAAAUGGGAAUACCAGUCAUUCAAAAUCUUCAGGUCGGGAAGAACUUGCAGGAUCAUCCGUUAAAAAUGGGUCCUGACUCUGAUCCUGACGCCGUUGUUGAUUACAGACUUAGAGUCAAAGGCGUUAAAGGUUUGAGAGUUAUUGAUGCCAGCAUAAUGCCAAGAAUUCCGAGAGGAAAUACAAAUGUGCCAACAAUCAUGAUCGGAGAAAAAGCAGCUGAUUUUAUCAAGCAAGACUGGAAAUUCACAUAA